AUGAGAUCCUCCAACACCCUGGUCAUUGGCACCCUGCUGCAGUUCCCAGUGGCACUCUCUUACUACCACUCUCCAGCAGCGGACGCAGCACCCACCGCUAACCUCGACACUCUCUUUCAGUACACCACCUCCAGAAACCACAAAGUGAUAUCACAGGCUGUCGAGUUUGUCGUCUCGAUGCAGACAGCCCCAACUUGUACUCGCAUGGCUGCUUCACACCUCAUGAACGAAUGCAAGCUCCUUGAGCACGCACCAGACUUCGCCAAAAGUCGACCGGAAGCUUACCUGGACAACGUCAAGACCGAGUACGCUGCCAAGCUAGCAGUGUGUGAACUCCUGAGCGCACAGCCUCCGAGCAAUGCCAUUCCGCCACUGCACUGUGACAUCCUUGUUCCCUCGAGCCGAGCCUGCAGUAAGGGCGGCUGGUGGUCACAAGCACCGACAGACUCUGACAAGCAAUGCUACGCGGAGUACAAGGAGUACCAGUACAGUCAAUGUCUGAAGACAUUGCAGUCCUCGCCACAAUACUGGACGUCUUUCAGCAAUGCGCGUCAGAAUGCUGUGGUCAUGUGCCAAGCGAGCAGGGACGCCAUCGAACGCGAAAAUCAUCUUGAGACAUUCAAGAAUUUGACACAAGUCAUGGGUGCAGUAUCUUCCAGUCUCAAGCAUACGACUGAUGAAUAUGCGACUUUACUGCACGACCAGAAGCAAUUUUCCGACGAGCUUCGGGAGUCACAGAGCCAGUUCAAGGAGGACGUAUCAGCAGUCCAAGACAAGGCUUUGGCAACAGUCAAUACUCUAGAUGACAAGUUUCACACUUUCAUGGAGGGCUCCAUCUCCGAGCUCAUUACCGCCCUUGCCGACGGUCAGAGCGCUGAGAUUGUCCGUAUCCGCGAACAAAUGCAGGUGUUUUCGCAAGACAUGAUCGUUGAGAACUCUCUACUUGCAAAGUCGCUUACCACUGAACUGCAACAACACCACGACCGGGCUAUCAUCAGCCUUCAGGUGAAUCACCAAGCCCAAGUGGAAAGCUAUAGGGUGCUUUCUGGAUACAUGGGCGACAUUACGAACGCCGCAAACAAGAUCAACGACACCACAAAGUCCUCGCUUGCGAAUAUCGACAACAUUGAGCACCGACUGGACAGUCUGACAAGUAAAGCAGAGAAUAUCGCCAGAGGAUUCGCGUUCUUCAGCAGCCUACCACACCUUGUGACUUCCCUUGUCCGCGGCCUUGUUGCGGCGGUUGGCGCUGUGUUCAUUCUCAUUAUGAUUUACCACUUCAGCAGAAGGCUGGCUACGUAUACUGCUGGUGCUUGCAGUGCGGCAUAUCUCCUGCAUUUCUGCGGAGUCUACGAGUUCCUGGCGCGUCUGCCGUUGCGCGCUUCGGAGCCUCAUCGAUCCUCGUCCGUGCUCGACCUCAUCACCAAUCUCAAUGCAACGCAGAAAGGUGUCAGUAUUGUUAUGAUCCUGUGGCUUGCCACAUACCCCGUCUCUCGCAUCAGCACGGCUAUCAACCACGCCUUCAUAAACAUCCUUCGCUCGUACUGGAUCCGCCAAUACAGCAACGAUGGUAGUGUGGGCUACCUACCAAGUGUUGAGAUACCACACGUCGCUACACCCCACAAGCCCGAUGCUCUCGAAAGGUGUGUUGGCGCCAAUUACUCAUCUAAUCGAGAACUGUCGUACUCGCUCGAACCCUGA
Molecule: messenger RNA, 1701 nt
Organism: Ascochyta rabiei
Lineage: Eukaryota; Fungi; Ascomycota; Dothideomycetes; Pleosporales; Didymellaceae
Exons: 1
Coding region: 1-1701 (566 amino acids)
Biological process (GO): karyogamy involved in conjugation with cellular fusion; nuclear membrane fusion involved in karyogamy
Cellular component (GO): endoplasmic reticulum membrane
Source: RefSeq, a predicted model, not a curated record